AGUUCUCCUCUGAACUCCAAAGUGUUCAGGUGUUUCUUCAGCUCUUUUCCCGGAGCACACAUAAGAAAAUUGAGUUUAAGAGACUUGCAUGCUGUUAACAACUCUCCUGAGUAAAAUUAAAUUACGUUUUAUUUGUCAGUUACACCAAGUGCAAUCAAGUAUAAAUUGCUAAAUUGACGCUACUCCAUUGCAUGCCGUUUGUCUCGAAUUUAGGCCAAUCAUUUAUAUUUUAGUGGCAAUGUUUCUUUUCCACAUUUGUGGAAAUUUUCGGUAAAACUGCCACUUAACAUUUUCCGUACUAACGGACUCUUUGCUGAGAUUGAAGUGCCUUGAAGUGAUAUUGCUAAAAUGCCAACAGUGUCUUCGCGAAUGUCUGAAGAUGUUCUUCUAGACGAUUCCUUGGUUACACCAACAAUUCCCGUGUCUUUUUCCAAACCCAACGCCAUAGUACGUCCUGUCCAGAGGACUCUCACACGAGAGGCCAGUGAAAAAAUCUUCUCAGACAUUGGUAGUCAUCUGACUGAUUCUAGUGAGGGCAGGGGAGCUCUCAAGGAAUUUGUCGAACAGUUAGACGCCAAACUGAAGCGACUUCAGUGUCAAGAUCAAAAGGAUCCCAAGAAGAAGGGUGUCAAAAUCACCAAUGAAAUUCAAAAACAGCGACCACUAUUUAUCACAACCGUCCCUACUGGAUACUAUGUCCAACCUUGCAAGGAACCCAUCUGUAUCCGAAAGGUCUAUGCAUACUCCAGCCAUCCGAGAGUUGUCGCCAGCCCAGACAAAUCUCAACAGCAAUCCCGAAAAUUACAUCGCCCUGCUCUCGAUCUCAAACGCCACGUAAUCUCUGAGCCUGGCGUUCGCAAAGAAACUCUCAGGGAUUCCAAUCAGCCUUACCAAAAUAUGAUGUUCGACAAAAGGGUUGUCCGUGGGAGCAAUUUCAAUGCAAAUGCGGCAACAAUUACGUGGAAUCCCAAUUUUGCCUAUGCGGGCCUCCUCUCGGGAAAGGGCGAUACUGAUCACAAGGACACAGCUAAAAGGCGGCAAUUGCUGAGGAAAAAACCACGAAAUCGUGGAAUUGUAGGGACACCUCCACCGGUCAGAGGAAGACGACAUGAGAAUGUCCAGACGGACAAGUACCUGGAGGAGCUUUUUGUGCGCCCUAGUGAAAAUGAUGCCAGCUGCCAGACAGAUCUCUUUCUCCAGAGACCACCAUCUGCUCCGUUUGUGGCUACAACAGCUGGAAGGGAUGCUGAAACGGAGAUUCUAGAAGGAGAACUUACCCAUUCAGAUCAGGAAGUUCAACCUGUGGUGGACAAUCUCAUUGGGAGAUGCAUGGAACAAGCAUUUUUGGAAGUUAUUCACGAAGAAGAAGUGGCUGAGAUGAAGAAGGAACAGCAAAAACUCCUGGCACUUCGGGAAGCUGAACUGGACAAGUUGAAAAAGAUGAAUGGCGCAAAUAGAGAGACCUUGGGGAAGACCAAAGGCCGCGUUUCUGCUGCAAAACUCCUCCAAGAGCACAUUGCUGACCUUCUGCCUGCCAUCCUCAGCUCUAUUCAAUCUGUUACUGAGGCAGAGAAUCGAGAAGAGCUUGAGCGACAGUUGCGACCAUGGCUAGCACGAGAAGUGGCUGAAGAAAUUGGUCAUAUGAUUGAUUCCAGAGAACUCCUUGGAGAGAUUGUCAAGGAGAUCCUCCACGAGAGAGCUGAACUCUACGGGGGAAUCUCAGAGUCAGAAAGUGAAGUAUCUCUGGCUCCUGAGAGGAAGCUCAACCAAAUUAAAAGCGAAGAUAUUAAUGAUGGCAAGGAGAAGGCAGUAUUUAUCGAAGGAGAUGAGAUACUGUACCGCCGGGAAGAAAAGUGAAAUACAAGAUCAUCAUUUGAGAUAAAAUUUAGCAAUAUUUCUCUUCUUCAGUUACACCACUUUAACAAUAAAAUUCUUUAUAUA
Messenger RNA from Phlebotomus papatasi, 1941 nucleotides. RefSeq names its product radial spoke head protein 3 homolog B (gene Rsph3). The transcript is spliced from 5 exons. Gene Ontology annotation, cellular component: cilium. Bases 349 to 1857 code for a protein of 502 amino acids. NCBI's taxonomy places the organism in Eukaryota, Metazoa, Arthropoda, Insecta, Diptera, Psychodidae. The record is from RefSeq and is a predicted model, not a curated record.